GUGAUGGCUUCUGCGUUUCCAUGGCUGACGGUGCGAUGGUCCAACUCGGUGCAGAUGCAUGGUGAUUGCUCGUCGUUACUGCAGGAACUCGCGGUGGUUGCUGCUGGUCUAGAAGCUGCUGCUCUUUCUGCAUGUUGCCGCUGGUUGUUGCAGGUGCUGCUACGAUGUUGCUCGCGAGGGAGUGGUGCUGCCGGCGAGUUGCAGGUUCAUGGUAAUGGCGACGCGGUGGUGCAAAAGGUUGGUGCCCGUCGCGGUGCUUCAAGUUCCAGGUGCACUUCCAUGGUGGACGGCAUGGUCAAGGUGAUGAAGAUGGUGCAAGUGUGAAGCUUCACCGGCGAGAAGGAAGAUGGUGGAACUGUGGUGGCCGGAGGCGGCGACGGCUGGCGUGGAGGGUGGUCAUGGUGGCUGAAUUAGGGUUAGGGUUUCAUGUGUGAGAUGGAGGAGAUGAUGACGUGGCAGUGUCUAAUUGGUGUAGAUGUGUUUGCAAGGAUUAAUGCCACAUGGCUUGUUCUGGUUGGCCAAUUUUAAAAGUUGUGGAUUGCCAUAUGGCCUGAUUUGAGUGAGUUGAGUUUAAGUGGUAGGAGGGGUGCAACUUAGUAGAAACUGGGGUACAGAAUAGGUUUUUGUGAGAUCCAUUUGGAAAUAGGGGAGUGUAUAAGUAAUGUAUGGGGUGCAAAAGUGAUUUUUCCAGAACUUGCUGAUUUUAGUCUUAUUCAAAGGUGUUUUGUAACUUCAAUCAAUUUAUUUUCCCACCUUUAAAUGAGCUUAAAACU
Vigna unguiculata (cowpea) is the source of this 773-nucleotide messenger RNA. The record is from RefSeq and is a predicted model, not a curated record. NCBI's taxonomy places the organism in Eukaryota, Viridiplantae, Streptophyta, Magnoliopsida, Fabales, Fabaceae.